This is a messenger RNA of Durusdinium trenchii, 1476 nucleotides long. NCBI's taxonomy places the organism in Eukaryota, Dinophyceae, Suessiales, Symbiodiniaceae. The record is from the annotation of a GenBank genome assembly.
AUGCUCAUCAUGAUGGUUGGAUGGCUCAAUGUUCCAACACCACCUCAAGAGAUUGAGGUUUUGGAGCUGUUUGCUGGAACUGGGCGGCUGUGUCGUCUUGCAAAGGCUUGUGCAAUCCCUUCACAAGCCCAUGACCUGCUCUAUGAUAAACAUGAAAGAUCUUCAAUGGUAGCUGCCCCAGCUGCCAUGCCUGCCCCACCUUUGCCAAAAGGUGAUGAUGAAUUCUUGGAGGUGAGUUCGGGGGACCAAAGGGCUCUGGCAAAGGCAAGUCCAGACGAUGCUGUGGUACCCACCCGUCCACCACCCCCAAAGCUGACAAGGGGGGCUAUCAAGAAACGGCUUUGGCGUUUGGUCCAGCCAAAAGCCAGUGGCAAGUUCAAGGUUCCAAAGGAAGUUGUGGAUGAGUACCGUGAUGAACGAACACGUGGUCGGGUAGAGGCACUGUUCGAGAAAAGCGGAUACCAACGGGAGGUUUUCAUUCAGAAGGUACGACGGAUCUAUGAGUCUGUGAAUGAAACCAGCCUAGAGAGCAACUAUGAGUUCUUGUCUGAAGAUGACAUGAAGGAGCUUGGUUGGUCCGAGAGAACGCGUCGCGACAUUGUUCAGGAGCUGGUGGAAGAGGAGCUGGGAGACGGUCCCACAAUGAAAAAACUGGAUGGAAAAAUCCGGAAGGUGGACCCUGAAUUUGCGAUGUUUGAUGACGAUGAGAUGAUGGAAGGUCAGCCCGAUGAAGAGGUGAGUGAAUCCUCAGAUGGCCUCGAGGAAGCUGCUGCGGAGACACAGCAAGAAGUUCUUAAGCAGGUCAAGUUUCCAGAGGUGGAGAAGGAUAAGCUCUUGGAGAAGGUUUGUGAACUCACCAAGAACCUCUCCACUGCCGAUGAGCAAAUGGGUCAGAUCUACACGGCUGGUGUUGUCAAUGGAUUCACCAAAGAGUUCCAUGGCUUCAUUUGCUUGUCAAACCCAGAUUCCUUCUUAGCUUUGUUUGUGAAAGAUUUCCGGCUAAGGAGUGCUCUGAAGAGUCUUGGUAAAACCUCGGCCAAGUCGGCUGAGAAUCGUAGUGCUGCGAAGGGGAAGGCGAAAGUGAAACGGCUGGGCCUCUUGAGGAACAGCUUGCAGAAUCAUUUGGCGAUGGAGUUGGGAACCAAGCGUGUCACUGGAGUGGACACCAAGCUGGCCCUUACUGCUGUAUCUGCCAAGCCUGGGUGUGAACGUGAUAGAGACAAAAGGAAAGCCAAUGCUGAACGCUACAAGGCCUUGGCCCGGCGUACCAUGACAUUGCAGAUUGGUGGUUACCGCUUGAAACCCAAAUUUCAUGGGCUACACCACGUUGCACAGUUUGUGAAGGAUGCUCUUCAAAGAGGAGACAUGCAGAAGCUGGAGCACAUGUUGGGCUGCCCCGUCGCAGGUGCCAAUCUCCUGGACUUCUUGCCGGCCAAGGAGGACCAGGCGCGAUGGGCGAUUCUUUCCGUGCCUUAA